Molecule: messenger RNA, 3419 nt
Organism: Zalophus californianus (California sea lion)
Lineage: Eukaryota; Metazoa; Chordata; Mammalia; Carnivora; Otariidae
Gene: GPR180
Product: G protein-coupled receptor 180
Exons: 9
Coding region: 103-1425 (440 amino acids)
Biological process (GO): response to pheromone; G protein-coupled receptor signaling pathway
Source: RefSeq, a predicted model, not a curated record
CCGGUCCUACUCCCUCCUCCCUCAGCCCCGGCUGCCGACGUGGGGAAGGCGGCAGCAGGCGGUUAGGGCCGGGGUGUGGGUGCCGAGAGGGAAGUGGGGGGGAUGGGAGCCCUGCGGCUGCUGGCGGUGGCCCUCACCUGCUGCUGGUGGCCGCCGGGCAGCCAGGGUAAGACCCUGCGGGGUAGCUUCAGCAGCGCCGCGGCCCGAGACGCUGAGGGCCAGAGCAUCGGCCACUUCGAGUUCCACGGUGACCAUGCUCUUCUGUGUGUCAGAAUCAACAAUAUAGCAGUAGCUGUUGGAAAAGAAGCUAAACUCUACCUGUUCCAAGCCCAGGAAUGGCUAAAGCUACAGGACCGCAGUCAUGGUUAUAGUUGUGGUGAAAAAUUAUCCAAAGCUCAGUUGACAAUGACCAUGAAUCAGACUGAACAUAAUCUGACCGUGUCCCAGGUUCCAUAUCCACAAACGUGGCACGUGUUUUAUGCUGACAAGUAUACAUGCAAAAAUGACAAUGAGAAUUCUCAGGCGGAAGAGAUCCCAUUUGAAAUGAUGUUACUAAACCCAGAUGCUGAAGGGAAUCCAUUUGAUCAUUUUAGUGCUGGAGAAUCUGGGUUACAUGAGUUCUUUUUCCUCCUAGUCCUGGUGUACUUUGUGCUUGCUUGCAUUUAUGCUCAGUCAUUGUGGCAGGCUAUCAAGAAGGGAGGGCCCAUGCACGUGAUCCUAAAGGUUCUGACAGCUGCACUGCUGCUACAGGCCGGCUCAGCGUUAGCUAAUUAUAUUCAUUUCUCCAGUUACUCCAAAGAUGGAAUAGGGAUACCUUUUAUGGGAAGUUUGGCAGAAUUUUUUGACAUUGCUUCCCAAAUUCAAAUGUUAUACCUGCUUCUGAGUCUAUGCAUGGGUUGGACGAUAGUCAGAAUGAAGAAGUCUCAAAGCAGACCUCUCCAGUGGGAUUCUACUCCUGCAUCCACUGGCAUUGCUGUAUUCAUUGUGAUAACACAGAGUAUUUUACUACUUUGGGAACAGUUUGAAGAUACCAGUCCUCACAACUACCAUUCACAUCACAACUUAGCAGGGAUCUUGCUAAUCAUUUUAAGGAUUUGCCUAGCAUUGUCAUUAGGCUGUGGACUCUACCAGAUCAUCACAGUGGAGAGAAGCACGCUAAAAAGGGAGUUUUACAUCACGUUUGCCAAAGGCUGUAUCUUGUGGUUUUUAUGCCAUCCAGGUCUUGCAUGUAUUUCUGUCAUUUUUAGUGACUACCAAAGAGAUAAGGUUAUUACAAUAGGUGUUAUCCUUUGCCAGUCUGUUUCCAUGGUUAUUCUGUACAGACUCUUUCUGUCCCACAGUCUAUACUGGGAAGUUUCUUCACUUUCUUCAGUAACACUACCACUGACCAUAUCAUCUGGACACAAAAGUCGGCCUCACUUCUGAUACUUUGAUUUUCUUUAAAGGAAAAGUGAAUUGAUUUAAGAGUGCAAUAAGGAUCCAAAUACAGUGACUUUUUUUUUUCAUACUUUUCGUAUGAAAAAUUGAACAAAGAAGGCAGAGCAUGUUAUUUAUAUAACUGCAUUUAAGCAGUAUCAAACUGAAAAAAGGUAAUAAAUGAAAUGUUUUGAAAUAUGCUUAAUAAACUUUCAAAAAGUGUGUUAUAAGGUGACUUAUGCAAUUUCUCUGGAAAUUAAGAUGAAAAAGAAUUAUAUGAUAUUUUGGUAAGAGAUUCACCACUUGUAAUGCCUCAUCUUAUAUCAAUAGUUAACUCAGGUUUGAUAGUCCUAUAAAAAGUAAUCAGUUAAAUGAUUACUUGCUUACAUAUCUAAACUAAGUCCAAUUACGAUAUCAGUGUAAUACACUGAUUAAAAACUGCUUCUUUUUAUGCUUUAAGGAAAAUGCAUUUCAUACUGGAGUUUAAAGGAAUUGAAAAUGAAACUACUUCAGAAUGUGAAUAUAAAAUAUAUUUAUAGCUAAAUAAGUUUUUGUUUAUUUAUGUGUGGGGUUCUUCUCCAUUUUUUUUCGAUCACUUUUGGCUCUAGUUCAGGUUCUGGCUUGAUUAGCAAAGGGUUUUUGACAGAUAGUUUAUGAAAAAUAAAGCUUAGAUACAUUACACUGGUUGUUCCUUAUGAAGAGAUUUAAAAUCUGAGCACUUAGGUGAAGGGACAAGCAGGGUUACGUGUUUAAAAAGAAAGAAGAAAAACGUACUAUAUGAUAUGGUACUAAAAUUUUAAUCCUGAUAUAAUUCAUUUCUCUUACAUUGAAUCCCCAAUCAUAAUUAAGCUGUAUACACAGAUUAAAUUAACAGAAGCAUUUCACGUAAAUGUUGGUUUCAGUCCUCAACUAUCCAUGAAUUCCUGCCCAAGGAUACUUAAUCAGGAUUAAAUUUUCUAUGAAUAAUUGAAAAACAAAAUACUCACUGGAUUUGUUAUAAUCCGUGUUGGCACUGGAUUCUAAGUAGUUGCCAUCUUGAAUCCUUUGUAAUAAAGCCGUAUUUUUUUGUGUGUGCGUUGCCCCAGUAUUGAGUAUGCUAGCGACAAAAUACUCUAUCAAGUGCCUGUUUAAGGAAUUGCUAAGUGGUUGUCAAUACCUGCUGUAUAAAAUGAGUAUUCCCAUUAGUAGUCACUGAUUGGAAAUUACUCUGUGUGUCAUGCUGUUCAGGCCUUUUCAUUUUUACAUCUGGCUUAUUUUUUUUUUAAUAUCUUUUAUCUACUUCCAAAGGUAUUACAUUUUUAAGCAAGAAAUGGUGUGCUGAUCUGGUAAUUAAAGGUUUUAAUUAAAUAGUUAAAAUAACACAGCAUAACUUUAAAGUACCUGUGGCUUCAUCUUUGUUCUUACCUUACACCUAGUCUCAUUGAAACAGUAUUCUGUUUCAUUUUAAAGGCAAAGUAUAUAUGUUCAUGAGUGACAGAGUGACAGAGGUGACAGAGGUCAGCCUGCUCAUUAAAUCAUCCUUUAACGGUUCUUUGUAAGUUAUUUAAUAAAUGAGGGCUACAGGUUACCUCUAGGAAGUCUGAGGUAUAUUUUAGGUUUACAUGAUCUGUUGUGUGAUCGUGACCCUUCCUUUUAACCACAUCUCACUCAUAACCCCAGGUACUGUCUGUUGUGUUCAACUGAGGUACAGUGAAUUAAGCAGAAUAAAAAAGGGGAACCCUUUUCAUAAAUUUUAUGAACUUGGCACCAGUAGAAAUAGGGAACAAUUUUUCUGUUACCUUACACAAAGAAUGUAAAAACUGUAGUCCAAAUACAUGAAAUGUGUUACUGCGCUUGCGUAUAUGAAACUCUAACAGGUCUUUUUUUUUACUUUAUUAUUUUUUAAUUUAUGGUUGAAUUUGUUGAUAAUUUAUUUUGUUAUUCAAGAGCCAUUGUUAAAUGAAGGAGAAUAGUUGUUAAUAAUGUAUAAGACAUCACUAAUAAAUUUAGUAAUCAGAGCUGAA